UUCCUUGUCAGCUCUAGCUCUAGUAUUCAAUAGUAUUUAGUUAUAUUCCGUUUAUAAACACCCUUAAAAUUACAAAUGGCAUCCAGAAAAUCGCUUUUCAAUAUACGAACGGCGCUCCGCCAUGAGUCCAAUACCGAUUAUAUUGACGAUAUUGAAGAAUAUAGUUCCGGAUCGUUGCGUCCAGUGCUCUUUGUGUUCUACACUCUGGAGACGGUGCUCAACAUGCUCUGCAUGGGCUUUCACGUCACCGGCUUCCAAGCCAUCCAAUUGGAUCAGUUUGGUUGGGAGGAGCAGGCGAUGGCCUCUUUUUACCUAGUCAUAUUCUAUGUCUUUAUGGCGCUUACCCUUUUCCAGAGCAUCAACAUCUGUACGGGCCACACCCCGACCAUUACAUUAGAAUUGAUUAAGACCAGCGCAGCGACCGUCGCCUUCUUGGCGGUAUCCUUGGGAACGAUGUGGGACGCCGAGCGGCAGUUCUAUAUGUUCGGUCACGAUCCGGAACAGGAGCACAGCUCGACCAAGUAUAUCAACUAUGAGCCGGUGCAUCCGUUCUUCGUCUAUAUGCGCAGCCAGUCAAUCUCCGCCUUGGCCUGUUCAGUGCUCUACUUGCUCCACACCUGCCUCAUGUUCGAUUACAAACUGACCCAGAAACGGUCGAAUAGCGACGAGAGCUACAUGCCCAUUUCACUGUUUGUCUUUGGGCGCUGGGUGCACACCAAACUGGAGACAUACGAGUGGUUCAAAGAGUUCUCCAGCAACGAUUAUAUAAGGGUCUAGGUGAGGACUGCCACGAUGGAUAAAGCUAGAACAACCCAUUUUAUGUAUUGAUAAAUGUCUCUAAAUUUAUAGUAGAAAAAUUAGCAUCUAUUUUUGAAUAAUAAUUAAAAUAAAUUAAUACAAGUUAAGGUGAAAUAAUGACAAGACA
Messenger RNA from Drosophila kikkawai, 925 nucleotides. RefSeq lists its product as uncharacterized. The record is from RefSeq and is a predicted model, not a curated record. NCBI's taxonomy places the organism in Eukaryota, Metazoa, Arthropoda, Insecta, Diptera, Drosophilidae.